This is a messenger RNA of Erinaceus europaeus (western European hedgehog), 1333 nucleotides long. RefSeq names its product protein OSCP1. NCBI's taxonomy places the organism in Eukaryota, Metazoa, Chordata, Mammalia, Eulipotyphla, Erinaceidae. Gene Ontology annotation, cellular component: plasma membrane; cytoplasm. Bases 82 to 1221 code for a protein of 379 amino acids. The record is from RefSeq and is a predicted model, not a curated record. Gene Ontology annotation, biological process: transport. The transcript is spliced from 10 exons.
CUGUUGGGACGCUGCAGCCGGCCCCCCAGGCUUCUGGCUACCAAGUGUCAGGGAUUCAUCUUCUUCAUUGCUUCAAGCACCAUGUCGCUGCGCACCCUGCCGCUGCUCUUCUUGAACUUGGGCGGGGAAAUGCUGUACAUCCUGGAUCAACGGCUGCGGGCCCAGAACAUCCCUGGAGACAAGGCCCGCAAAGUUCUGAAUGACAUUGUUUCAACUAUGUUUAAUCGAAAGUUUAUGGAAGAAUUGUUCAAACCCCAAGAGCUGUACUCUAAGAAGGCCCUGAGGACUGUCUAUGACCGCUUGGCUCAUGCCUCCAUCAUGAGACUGAACCAGGCCAGCAUGGAUAAGCUCUAUGACCUGAUGACCAUGGCUUUCAAAUAUCAAGUACUGCUAUGUCCCCGCCCCAAGGACGUGUUGCUGAUCACUUUCAAUCACUUAGAUGCCAUCAAGGGAUUCAUCCAAGACUCCCCAACCAUCCUGCACCAAGUGGAUGAGGCUUUCCGGCAGCUGGUUGAAACAUAUGGGAAUCUGUCUGAGGGCGAAUUCCAACUGAUCAGGCAAACACUCCUCAUCUUCUUCCAAGACCUGCACAUCCGGGUAUCCAUAUUCCUAAAGGACAAGGUUCAGAAUUCCAACGGUCGCUUUGUGUUGCCAGUAUCUGGGCCUGUUCCCUGGGGGACUGAAGUUCCCGGAUUCAUCAGAAUGUUCAACAGCAAAGGUGAAGAAGUGAAGAGAGUAGAAUUCAAGCAUGGUGGGAGCUAUGUCACUGCACCAAAAGAAGGUUCUUUUGAAUUUUAUGGAGACCGAGUCCUGAAACUGGGAACAAAUAUGUACAGUGUGAAUCGCCCUGUGGAAACCCACAUUUCUGGCACAUCAAAGAACUUAGUGUCACGAAAGCAGGAAAGCAUUUCUCCAAACCCGCUUGCUAAAGAAGAGCUGAAUUUCUUGGCCAGGCUGAUGGGAGGAAUGGAGAUUAAGAAAUCCAGUGGCCCUGAGCCAGGAUUCCGUUUGAAUCUCUUUACCACUGAUGAAGAGGAAGAACAAGCAGCUCUCACCAGGCCAGAAGAAUUAUCCUAUGAAGUGAUCAACAUACAAGCUACCCAGGACCAGCAAAGGAGCAAAGAGCUGGCUCGGAUCAUGGGGGAGUUUGAGAUCACAGACCAGCCCAGGCGGAGCACCAGCAAGGGAGAUGAUUUGUUGGCCAUGAUGGAUGAGUUAUAACUGACUCCUCUGCCCCUAGGGAGAUCUGCUUGAUGAGGGCCCCUAGGGAGUCCCCCAAAGUGCAACUUGAUGCUGCUAGUUUUCUACUGAAUAAAAACCAUUACCUCACUGU